This is a messenger RNA of Schizophyllum commune H4-8, 864 nucleotides long. RefSeq lists its product as uncharacterized. The coding region runs from base 1 to 864 and encodes 287 amino acids. Lineage: Eukaryota; Fungi; Basidiomycota; Agaricomycetes; Agaricales; Schizophyllaceae. The transcript is spliced from 6 exons. The record is from RefSeq and is a predicted model, not a curated record.
AUGAACGUGCACAUACAUCGCCAACAGUCAUCUGCGUGUCAUCGGCGGGUGCCGACUCGCGUAUUGCGGGCAUCCCGCAACGCGAACUCUGGUGCGCGCGACACCUGCCUUUCGCGGAUGGUCGGGGUGGCGGGGCGUCGCGAGGCGAUAUUUAUGCAGGAGUGGCAGAAGAAGCGCGCAGGACGCGCUUGGGUGUUCCGGAGCUCAGGCAUCGCGAACUUCGAAGCUCUCGGCAGGACGCGACAUGAAAUCACUGAGGGAACAUCGGCUCGAGCUGAUGCUGCUCGUCCUGGAGACUGCAACGCGACGAGACGACGCUUUGGCUCCAAAUUCGAGCGACAGGCUUAUGUACUGAUUACCCAGCGCGACGACGCGGGGGCUGGCCCGAGAGUGCAGCGGCGGCAUCAGUGCGCGUAUGAGCAGAGCGACAAGGCGAGGUGGCUUGGCAGGAGGGUGUCUGCUUGUAGGAAAAGGACCUGUGAGUCACCGCCGCGCAGUCCUUGGACCUUCCCGAAGUGGCGCGAGCGAUCCCAACGAGCGGGGAGGGGGAGUGGCGGGGGGCUGGGCAGUGGGGCGGGGGUGGACCCUGGGGACAAUAUUUCUCCCCGCUGCCACCUGCUCCUGCGUCUGCUCCUCGUCCUGACAAUUUGCAAGCGCAUUUUCUCGCCAAAGAGCGACUUCUCUCACUGUCUACUUCUCCUCUGGCGUCACUUGGGCCUACAACCCAGGCUUUUGCACCGCGAGAACGCUCGUCGCUUCUCUCUGUGCGAUGCGCCCACGCCCGACGGCUUGUAUACGGCUUCGCGUGCGGCUUCUGUCGGUGACGCGCCGACGGCUUCCACGACGCUUCUUCUUGCCAACUGA